GUCCGACGAAUGUUGACUAUUAGUCAACAUGCAAUUAUUAACUGCGGUUUUCGCGCUAAUCUGCGUUUCAAGUGUAACAGCUUGCCCUGAAUUUUCGGAAUAUGUCUGCGGAACGAAAUGUCCGAAAUCGUGUGAUAAUUUGCAUAUAAUGAUCAGGUGUGUCAGUGGAUGCGAUUAUGGAUGUUUCUGCAAGGAAGGUUAUGUUUUUGAGAAAAAGGGAUCCGAUAAAUGCGUACCCAAAGAAUCCUGCUAUUCGUAUUGUGACCGUGAAAAGCACGAAACUUACUACGAUACAGUCCUGUGCGAAUGCUCCGAUCAGAAAGACGUUAAAACAUGCGCCAAGUGCGUUCCUGGUUGUUUCUGUAUCCAUGGUUACAAACGUAAUGACCAAGGUGUUUGCAUUCCACAAGAAUAGGUUGUCAUAACAAAGCAUUUGUUUACAAUAAAUUGUUUAUAUCGAAA
Molecule: messenger RNA, 462 nt
Organism: Nicrophorus vespilloides
Lineage: Eukaryota; Metazoa; Arthropoda; Insecta; Coleoptera; Silphidae
Product: alpha-tectorin-like
Exons: 3
Coding region: 29-415 (128 amino acids)
Source: RefSeq, a predicted model, not a curated record